Messenger RNA from Venustampulla echinocandica, 1632 nucleotides. RefSeq lists its product as uncharacterized. Lineage: Eukaryota; Fungi; Ascomycota; Leotiomycetes; Helotiales; Pleuroascaceae. The record is from RefSeq and is a predicted model, not a curated record. The coding region runs from base 1 to 1632 and encodes 543 amino acids. Gene Ontology annotation, molecular function: DNA-binding transcription factor activity; transcription cis-regulatory region binding. The transcript has 4 exons. Gene Ontology annotation, cellular component: nucleus. Gene Ontology annotation, biological process: positive regulation of transcription by RNA polymerase II.
AUGCAGCUGUCCUGGCAGCAGGGGUUUUCCCUGUCAACAAAGCCCGCCAAAAGGCGAGCACCACGCCGGAACAGACAAGAGCGAUUCGAGUUCGUCGUGGAGCAUCCCCAGAGAGCUCAUCGCGCAAGACGUUCCCCACCAGUCACCACCUUUACGCAUUCAGGGUCUCUCUCUAACUCUAUCAUAGUAGACACACACAGAGCUUAUUUUCAAAGUGAAGCUGUCGAGGAAAAUGUACCUCACAUUGACCCGUCACUGGAGACCGUGAAUGACGAACGAACGAUUAGUGGAACGACCUCACCUCACCUAAACUCGUGCAACAGUGAAGAUCAAUCUACAUCCUUGCGUUCACCCGAGCCCACGACCUGUGAGCGUAAUGUUGCUAGCCCAGUGCCAAAUGCCGCGGCGGUUUCGGCUAUGACCAACAUUCCAUUUCCUCUUUUCACCUCUAAACCACGGACUAUAGAAUACAGUAGCCUUACUCAACGGUUCAAGCCGAUACUCAACAGAUACAACAGCGAGUUUUGCACAAUCCCAUUAACGUUCCGCCUACGGAUAAAUCCGUUUCGAUACCGUACAGACAUCGACCCGGAACCGACCUUUCUGGUCCACGCUGUGAUGGCUUUGGCGGGUCACCAUGUCAACAGUACCUUAACCUUAAGUCAUCGCCAUGCAGCACUUCAACUACUUCGCCAUAGUCUCAACGCAUUCAGUGAUGCGGAAACUAUGUAUUCCGUGCUUGACACGAUCGUAAUUCUAUUCUCGCUAGAUGAAACUCAGUCCAUCCUCGGAAAUUGGACCACACAUCUCAUGGGAGCAUAUGGUCUCCUUGAAGCUUGCGGUGGUAUCAAAACAUUAGCCAUGUCCUCUAGGGUCGAGGCUCAGAUAGCAAUACUCACUUGGUGGGAUGCUAUAACCAGUCUCCUGUCCAGGGAAGACUGCGUGUUCCCUUACGCAUACUUCGAUGCCGUACUAAAGAACCAGCAUAAACGAGAGUGGGAUUUUUUUGGACUAUGCGGGUGUCCGACGAGUCUCGCAAAGAUUAUAAUGCAGGUAGCGCGCCUUAGCGCAGAGAGGCAAAAAUCGUCUUUGACGCUGGAUUUCGCAUUUGACAAUACUGUUAUCUCGGAAAUUGAGCAAUCGCUUGAGUCCUGGCGUCACAUCCCCGCUGGAACAGCUUUCCGAGACGAAGACUACAUGCACCAAGAUCAGGAUGUCAUGCAUUGCUCUGAGGCAUGGAGAAAUGGACUUCUUCUUUAUAUAUUCAGAGUUUUUCAGUGGGAACCUGGAAGUAGCGUCCCGACGCGUAUCUUGCACCGCGCAAGGGUCAUUGUGGACCACGUAGUCUCGUGUCGCGACGUAAACAUGAUGUCCAGGCAAGCCUUGUUGCCACUUUUCCUUGCAGGCUGCGAGUUGCGAGAUCGAUCAAAGCAAACAGAGAUUAUAAAAUUCUGCUCUAUUUGGGACGAGAGGACUAGGUAUCAUGUGUUUCGCAGCACAAUACCUCUGCUCGAAGAAGUAUGGGCCGAGCAGGAGACGAAGGGUUUCGAGAACGUGUGGUGGGGCCAGGUCGUGGAUAAGCAGCACACGUUCAAGGCUCAUCCUUUGAAAAUGCGACUUUGCUUUGGCUAA